This is a messenger RNA of Megalops cyprinoides (Indo-Pacific tarpon), 2706 nucleotides long. RefSeq lists its product as uncharacterized. NCBI's taxonomy places the organism in Eukaryota, Metazoa, Chordata, Actinopteri, Elopiformes, Megalopidae. The record is from RefSeq and is a predicted model, not a curated record. Gene Ontology annotation, molecular function: nuclear export signal receptor activity; zinc ion binding. The transcript has 12 exons. Gene Ontology annotation, cellular component: nuclear envelope. The coding region runs from base 98 to 2161 and encodes 687 amino acids.
GCUUUUAGCUACCGUUUGCUGGUGGUUAGCUUAGGUUGUGAAGUUGCAGCUUGCAGUCCAAAGUUUAGUUAAACUCGACCACGGAAGACGUGAAGACAUGGAAAGCGGAGAGGACUGUCUGUCACCUCCGCACUCCGAGAACAAGGAACAGACGGCGCCCCGCGGCUCGCAGGUCCGGCAGCUGUGUCGUUUCUAUUCCCAAGGGAGGUUCUGUCAGUUCGGGAAGAGAUGUCGGUUCCUUCAUCAGAGAACGGAGGCCAGGCAGGCCCUAAAAGUUGUGGAAAACAGAGCCGACGCGGCAGCAGAAUCGGACAGACACGCCGACGGUCAUACCGAGGUCUCCAAAGCGGACGGCGGCGCUUCUGAGAACUUUGCGGACGUGGGUCGCGCAUCGAGCCCCGGCGCCAGGACUGCUCUGGCCAGGAGAGAGAGAGCCAAACGCCCCUGCCGCUACUUCUUAUCUGGGUACUGCGCCAUGGAGGACAGGUGCCACUUCUGGCACCCAGAGCAGCUUCCCCCUCUAGAAGACCAGCCAAGACCCAGGAACAGGGGCGCACCGGCGGCCAGGGUGCCCGUGGCGCGCCCCAUCACCGUUCAGGACGUGGUGAAAAUGAGCGAGCUCACGCCAGACAUCGCUAAGCAGCUGCGAUACACCGAGAUAACCCAGCUGGUGAAGCGCAUUCCCAAAAACCAGCUGAUCGUGCAGGAACGGGAAGACGGCCAACUGACUUACUACCGAAUCGCCGUACAGCCCACAGAUCCCGACUGGCCUUUUGACUUGAGAGAAAUUGACAUCAUGGUCAGUUUCCCAGAGAGGUAUCCCCAAGAGGUCUUCACCGUGGACGUUCCAGUGGACCAAGAUCUGCCAGCUGUAAUGGGGAGACAUGUUCAGCAAGCAGCGCAGGAGUGGUUGCAGGCCAAGCAGGCAACCAAUGAGCUGAUGGGGAAGGUAGAGCUACUGUUCCGGCCCUUCCUCCGCUGGCUGGACCGUAACCUGGAGAGGCUCUUCACUGAAGGAGCUCGGCAGCUGAAGAAAGACCUUGACGCAGAGCGAUCGGGGAUCCAGUUUGUUCCUUACCAGCAGCUCCAGGCAGCGGUGAACGAGGAGGGAAGCUCAGAGGCUGAGGCCACUGCAGACCACGAUGCGCCAGGCAGCUGCAGCGCCUCAGAUGAGGAGCAGGAGGAGGGCGAGGAGGAGGAAGAGCCAGGUGGACAGGAAGGGGAAGCGGUGGAGGAGGAGGAGGAGGAGGAGGAGGAGGAGGGUGGUCGGCCGGUGGAGAAUGUGAAGAGCAGUGAGCCGCGGAGGGGCACAGAGGUGAAGCUUCAGGGCCUGGAGCUGGGGGAGGAGACGGCCACUGUGGUGGCCAAGCAGAUCACCGUGACACUGCAGUGCAGCAGGUGUAAAGUGACGGCGGACCUGACCCUUGCGGGGCCUCUGCCCUGCACCGCGCAGUGUGAGAAGUGCAGUUCCGGAAUCUCCGCCACAUUCCGUCCCAGCAUGCUCCACCGCUACUGCAGCGUGCUGGGAUACCUGGACCUCCACGGCGCCGUCCCGGUGGACCUGGUCCUGCAGGACUGUGAGCUGGAGGUGGGCUGUCUCAGCUGCUCUAAGGAGGGGCCCCUGCAGAGCCUGUCCUAUGGCCAGCGCAAGGAGGUGAACUGCCAACACUGUCACACCAAGCUCAGCCUCUUAGCGGAAAGCACACGGUUCCAGUAUAUCCAGCCUCGGUCCAGAGAUCUAGCAGGGCGGGGAAACGCCACGCAGAACAGAGGGGGGCGCUAUCCCAGAGAUCCCGCCAUACAGCGAGGGAAACCGCUCCCUGAGAAGGGCACAUGCAAGCACUAUAGACAGAGUCAGCGCUGGCUGAGGUUCUCGUGCUGUGGCCGGGCGUACCCCUGUGAUGUGUGUCACGACGAGGAUCAGGACCACCCCAUGGAGAUGGCCACCAGGAUGAUCUGUGGCCACUGUGCCAAGGAGCAGGCGUACAGCAACGGGAAGCCCUGCAUCAGCUGCGCGGGCAUGAUGACCCGGGGAGCACACACCAGCCACUGGGAGGGAGGGCAGGGCUGCCGCAACAGAGUCAAAAUGAACAGAAAUGAUCGGCAGAAGUAUGCCAACACGAGUAAAACGGUGUCACGAAAAGCAAAUGAGAAGAAGUGACUGGAGAGAAGCUGCUGAUUUCACUCGUGCUGUGAAGCGCGAUUCGUCUGCAUCUAAUUCAACGACCAAAUUUACUGCUGCUUUUGUAGCCGAGAUCACCUGACUGAAGCUGUCAAAACAACGAUUAUGUCAUGUGGUCCUCUGGAAUCAGUUUAAUCUGUUCGCUCUUUCAAAUAUGAUGUCACAGAGUACUUUUGUUACCAUAAAAUCACAAGGUUACAAUUGAACAUAUAAUAUGAACAUUGGCCAGAACGUUUCUUCAGCUAGGCUGUAAUCCGGUGUGUGUGAAAGAGAUACUGUUUUCUUGAUUACUGCAUUUUUUGGUUCGCAAAUAUUUUUCAGCUCAAUAUUUUUUUUCAGUACGCUUUGAAGAGUGUUGCCAGGGAACAUUGUGUUGAAACUGUAAUUGGAAGACAACUGGCAUCUUAAGAGACUCUAAUCAUCUAAUUUUCAAGCACAGUUAAUUAGAACUAUUGAGACAUUUCUGGUCCUAUUGCCGACACUGCUCUGUUUCAGAAAAUGCAUGAAUAAAAUCAGUUUAAUCU